This is a messenger RNA of Odontomachus brunneus, 4694 nucleotides long. It is a transcript of the gene mys, whose product is annotated as integrin beta-PS. The record is from RefSeq and is a predicted model, not a curated record. Gene Ontology annotation, biological process: cell migration; cell adhesion mediated by integrin; cell-matrix adhesion. Gene Ontology annotation, molecular function: integrin binding. Gene Ontology annotation, cellular component: cell surface; integrin complex; focal adhesion. NCBI's taxonomy places the organism in Eukaryota, Metazoa, Arthropoda, Insecta, Hymenoptera, Formicidae. The coding region runs from base 205 to 2757 and encodes 850 amino acids. The transcript is spliced from 10 exons.
UUCGUUUAUCGCACGCCAAGACGACUACGUCGAUCACGACUAGUCAUUUGAAGCGUGAUGCUGCCUGUGCAAAUAUAAAGAUGACGGCAUCACUGUGCAUGAAUAAGCCGCGGUAACCACGAAAGGUGCAGUCCGACUGCAGUUUUUAAUCGGCCGUUCUGUGCGAUCGUUUGUCGUAGAAUCGCGUCUCGGCGUGCUGUAAAAAUGAAGACGAAAUCGAUGAUUGGCAGCUCAAGAUGGCUCGUUGUAGUAGGGAUGUUAAUGGCAGGAUUGUUAACUGUGUUUGCCCAGGCCAGUUACGGUCCUCCAGAGAGAUUAACUGGCAUGAAUCCUUGUAUUAGUAAACAAACGUGCCAUGAAUGUAUACAAACUCCACAUUGUGCUUGGUGUGCCGCACCGAAAUUCUCAGAAAAGCGGUGCUUCCUUCCAAAUAUCAACACCAAAAUAUUUGCAACUUGUCCUCCUGAAUAUACAUGGAAUCCAGACAAUGUGUUCAGCAUGUUAAGACAUCGUAACUUAACGAAAGGUGGUUAUGCUGCUGGUGGUGCUGCUGGAGGAGGAUACGGCAGCAUUGAAGGCUCGUAUUCUGGUUCAUCCUCUAGCUCGUCAUCCUCUUCACACUUCCACAAGGAGAGCUCCAGCAGCAGUGGCAGCAGAAAACAAGAAGCUGUCCAAAUGUGGCCACAAGAAGUCAAUUUGAAGCUUCGAAUAAACGAAGCUUACAGAAUGUCCUUUGCUUAUUCCCAAGCAGAGGAUUAUCCCGUUGAUCUCUAUUAUCUCAUGGAUCUGAGCAAGUCUAUGGAAGAUGACAAGCAAAAAUUGUCAGAUUUAGGCCAGCUGUUGGUCGAGAGUAUGAGUAAAAUCACGAGCAACUUUCGCUUGGGCUUCGGUAGCUUUGUCGACAAAGUUGUGAUGCCAUACGUGAACACGGUGCCAAAAUCUCUUAAAGAACCAUGUGACGGUUGUGCAGCGCCUUACGGGUACAAAAACAUCAUGAGGCUGUCGCAGGAUACAAGCCAUUUCGCGGGAUUAGUGCGGAAUGCAUUGGUAUCUGGCAAUUUGGAUGCGCCAGAGGGUGGCUUCGAUGCCAUCAUGCAGGCCAUAGUUUGUAGAAACCAGAUAGGCUGGCGCGAAAAAGCACGCAGACUGCUUGUGUUUUCCACGGAUGCUGGUUUCCAUUAUGCGGGCGACGGCAAACUAGGUGGCAUCAUAAAGCCGAACGACGGCCUGUGUCAUUUGGACAUGAACGGCACGUACACCCACUCGUCUCUGCAAGACUACCCGAGCAUCUCUCAAAUCAAUCUGAAAGUGAAGCAAAACGCGAUCAACGUCAUAUGGGCGGUCACGGAGGAGCAAAUCAACGUCUACAAACGACUGACGAAACAUGUAGAGGGUUCGUUCGCUGGCAAACUCACAGAGGACUCCAGUAACGUCGUGGAACUGAUCCGGGAGCAGUACGAUGCUAUUUCGAGCUCGGUAGAGAUGAAGGAUACCGCUAGCAGCGCGGUGAAAGUCAAAUAUUUCUCGAGUUGCUUGGGCACCGGACCAGCGAUUGAGACGUCCAAGUGUGACGGCUUGAAAGUUGGCACGAAGGUAGAGUUCAUCGCGGAGAUCGAAGUCACCAGCUGCCCAGCCAAUAGAUCGGAAUGGAAGCAGAAGUUCGAUAUUUAUCCGGUCGGCAUCAACGAAACUCUCACAGUGAAUCUCGAAAUGCUGUGCGACUGCGACUGCGAACGUGAGGGACACAUGUACGAGGAGAAGUCGCCCGAGUGUAACGGCGUGGGUACGCUCAAGUGUGGAAUUUGCGAAUGCUACGACGGCUUCUUUGGCAAACACUGCGAGUGCAGUCCGCAUCAAGAAAUGACAGGCUUUGAUAAACACUUCCAAUCGUGUCGACCCGACAACACUACUCUUGUAGACUGCUCCGGCCGCGGAACGUGCGCCUGCGGUCAGUGUGAAUGCGAAGAGCGUGAAAAUACAGAUGAGGUAAUAUCAGGACCCUUCUGCGAGUGCGACAACUUUUCCUGCGACAGAGAUCAGGGUCAACUGUGCUCCAAUCACGGUUCCUGCGAAUGCGGUCAAUGCGUUUGCAACGCCGGCUGGACCGGACAGUCUUGCAAUUGCAGAUCUUCCAACGACUCCUGCAUCGCUCCGGGAACCACGAACGGCGUGCUGUGCUCCGGUCAUGGCGAUUGCAUCUGCGGAGAAUGUUACUGCCACGAAGAAGGCAACACAAGAUAUUCCGGCAAGCACUGCAACAAGUGCCCGACUUGCCCGAGUCGCUGUGAGGAGCUGAAGAGUUGCGUGCAAUGUCAGAUGUACGGCACUGGGAACUACAGCGAGCCGGAGGAGUGCGCGAAGAACUGCAAGGAAUUCGUGCCUGAGGGUGUCGAGACGGUGAUACUCGACGUAGACAACGACGAGGUGUUGUGCUUCGGCACGGACGAGGACGAUUGCAAGUACAACUUUGUGUAUUACUACAACGAGACCAACUGCUUGAAGGUACGCGCGCAGAACGAGCGCGAAUGCCCGCCGCAGGUUUACAUGCUGGGCAUCGUGCUCGGCGUAAUCGCGGCGAUAGUUUUGAUCGGUCUCGCGUUACUGCUGCUGUGGAAGCUGCUGACAACGAUACACGAUCGACGGGAGUUCGCCCGAUUUGAAAAGGAGAGAAUGAUGGCCAAGUGGGACACGGGCGAAAAUCCGAUCUACAAGCAAGCGACUUCCACGUUCAAGAAUCCGACCUACGCUGGAAAAUAAUAAAUCUCGAGACGGAGGUAACGAGAAAAAGCUUUAGAAAGAACCGCUGCGACGCAAUCUCGAACGGUUCGCAAUCAAGUUGUGCGCCGGCUGACGGUGCGAUAUUAUCUCGAACUUAGCACGAAGCGGGAAUAUAUGCUUCGGUGAAUAUAUAUAUAUAUAUAUAUAUAUAUAUAUAUAUAUAUAUAUAUAUAUAACAAGAUAGAUUUUCAGCGUUUAUAAUUAUUUAAAGGAUUUAAUUUAAUACGGUAUUUUUAAUUGUUGAGAUAUUUGUAAAGAACGAUUUAAUACUGCCAUAUAACAUAGACUGUGUAUUGCGUGCGUGCAUAGAAAGAAAAGAAAAACACGCGCAAUUUGUUCACGGACGACUGCAAAGUAACGUCACGUCUCAUUACGAUCGGCGAUUUAAGAUCACGCUACUUAGGCUAAUUUUGAUAUUCAAGUGCCUUUAAUAUUACGACGAUGAUAUGCUUACAUUAACCUCUUAGUUACCUUUGCAUUUUCUAUAACAUACAUAAACAUAUAUACGCACAUAUUUUGUAUGCUGAUAAACAAGCAGCAUAAAUCGGCGACUCGUUAUUUGAAAAGACAAAAGAAGGAACAAUAGUGGACACAGGUAUCUCAUUGUCCUUUUUUUUAUCAUAAACUAAAUGACUCAAGGAUCUUCCUAUAUUAGGCGCUUUUCAGUGAAGAGACAAAUUUGUCACACCAUAUCGAUUGUAUGGUUUGCUGGAAAGCUCCCAUUAUAUCUUUUACUCAACGACAUACGUAUCUAUGACAUAUACGUAUAUACGAAUAUUCAUAAAGAUUUCUUAUAAAGAAGUUUUUAUAAAUCUACAAUAUAUUUAUUAACAUAUUUUCGAAAAAUGAGUUCAUUAGUGUGUUUCAUAUUGAUUUAUAUUAAAUCUAAUGAUGUUUGCCAUAUUUUAUAGGUACUCUUUAGAGGUUCUCAGCAGCCAUAUUUUACAGUAUUUUAUAAAAAUUUAUUUUUGUAUAUCCAGGUACAUGUGUCGUUGCUCUUACUAGUGCAAUCCAUGAAGCAUUACACUUCAUGCAACAAAAUCUGACUGCAUUUAUUCUCGGAUAUUUUGUCUUAUUAAUAUAAUCGCUUUAAUUGUAAAACAUUAUUUUACCUCUCUCUUGUCGUGUGACUCGAAAGUGUGUUUAUAGGAAAUUGUAUAAAUGUAUAAAGUACUGCCCGAGCCUAUAGAAGUAAGUUUUAACUCCGCGUUAUAACGUUAGUUAAACUGCACGAUUAUAUGAUACAUAUACACGAGAGGCAUAUUUUAUUUCACAUACGUAAACAUAUAUUACAGAUGUGCGUAACCGGUUACAAGAUAUUUAAUGUAAUCUCUAUAGAGAGAUCAGAAUUCUGGAGUAUACAGAGUGAAUAAUUUUGAAAAAAUAAGUCCGGUAUGCGAGUUGUCACGUCUAAUCGUACGUGAUAAUUGGUCUAUUUGAAGCGACUUAUAUCUUGUUUCGAAGGAAGUCUCGAGGAAGUUUAUACAAAAUAGGACUGAAAUGUUUAUCUUUCAAUUGUUUUCAUCACGAAUCUCCCAAAGCGAUAUCGCGCGAACAAUUAAGAUGCGUAGCAUAAUAAAAUUGUUCUUUUUUAUUGUAAUAAUUCUGACAAACAUGAAUCGCGUUCUAUUGCAUAAUCAUUGUAUUCGCUCGCCGUGUUGUUUUCGUUCUCACGAAAACCGACAGUUUUAUCUUUUUGACAAUUUUAUAGCAGCUAUAACUUUGCGCGAUGACAAAAUCAGUAUAUUGACGACGCUAUUAAUAAUUAUGUUUCUCGUUUUCUUUCUUUUUAUACUAGCUUGACUCGAAUUAAUUGUUAUUAUCUAUAUUACUCCACGUGCGAUCGAUCGCAAAACUCAACGGACUUCGAUGUAAACAUUAUGCGAGGAUUAAUAAAGAUGAUGUGUUAGUAAAUA